CUCCGUUCCGUUGCUUUAUCCGCCGCCCUGUUUUUUUGGCUCCCGCAAAGGUUAACGAGCUAACCGCACCAGGAAACCCCGCCAAAUUUCGGAAGCAAGAACCCGAACUCGCGUUUCAAAUCCAUCUCCUCUCCCACUCUCCGGCCUCCGUUCUUUUCUUCACCGUCGUUGCUCUUCCUUCUCCGGCCAACCUCGCCGAAUCAUCAUCCAAAUUACCCUCCUCGUUUCCGCGAAGAACUCCAUUCCCCUCCCCCCGACUCCGGCCGAUUCAAAAUCCCGGCCUCGAUGCAGCUAAUACCGGCGAUCACUCAUCUAUUCUCCGACGCCAUCUGCGACCUCUUCAUUGGUGUGCUUCUGCCGCCUUCGUGAUUCGGUAACUCACAUCAGAACUAGAUCUUGUUGUUUGCGAGGGAACAUGGCGCGGCUCUGAAAAAUAGACCGGAAGGAAGAAAGGAAACCCUAGCUGGGAAUCACAAUUCCACUAAUAGACAAUAGCAACGGGGGGGGAGGAAUCCCCAUGGUAGAAUCGUCUCAUGCGUGUGUGUCAAUUGCUUUUGGUUUUUGUUCUCUAUCUAGUAGUAUAGUUGUGGAUCUGGAGAAUGGCAAUGAUCAUCGGCGACGCGCUGCGGCAAGCGUUCAUGCCGAAACGCGAGUACGAGAGCCUGCGGGAGGAGGAGAAGGCAUGGUCGAGGUUACAGAGGCCUUUCUUGGUCUCUGCCGUUUCCUUAAUCUGCGUUGCCGUCAUUGUCUGCGCGGUUAUUAGCUUGAAGAUCGUCUCCCCCGCCGUUGGUUCCCGGCGGCCGUUUUGCAGUGACCGGAGGCUCCUGCCACUGCCCAUGAAAGGAGGGCGCGACGCUGAUCUGUUUGCUGGUGCGUUUUAUCUGACGGAUCAGGAGAUUGCCGACUAUUACUGGAUGGUGCUCUUCGUUCCAUCGCUCAUCAUUUUCUUGGUCUCAUUUGCGUAUCUUGCCGCAGGGAUUGCUGUUGCUUAUUCUGCUCCGACAAGGCAUAGUUGCUUAACGGUGGUGGAAAACAGUUACUGUGCUUCCAGAAGAGGUGGGGUCCGCUGCCUUUACAUCUUAAACAUCAUCUUUGCCAUCAUCUUUGGUCUUCUCGCUCUGUUGCUCGGUUCAACCCUCUUGACGUUAGGGAGUAGCUGCUCCGUGCCCUUGUUCUGGUGCUACGAGAUCGCUGCGUGGGGGCUCGUCAUUCUGUAUGGGGGAACUGCAUUCUUCCUGAGAAGAAAAGCUGCAGUAAUCAUCGAUGAGGGCGAUCAGGGUAGCAGAAACCUCGGCCUGGAAAUGCUGGAAGCAAACACUUUGGCCGUGGCAGUUACACCAGAUGUUGAAAGGCGAGUCACAUUUAAGUCCUGGAUGGGUUCAUCUCUGCUAUCUUCCGACGACGAGGACGAACUAGACACUUUUGUAGAUGCACCCUACCGGACAAAUGCAUCUGCAAACAGGCAGAGGGUAUACUCUGAAUCUCGAGCCAUGGCUGCCAAUUACGAGUACGACGAGGCUGCCGGCCACUACGACGACCAGGCAGCUGCGCUCCGGCAGCAGGAAGUCGGAUACGACCCCAACUUCGUUCCCGAUUCCGUGAAAUCCUUCGUCGUCCACCUCUACCGCCACAUCAGGGAGAAGAAUGUCUACGAGAUCCACCAGAUGUACGAGACUUCGUUCCAGACGCUGUCCGAGAGGCUGUUCAAGGACACACCGUGGCCUUCCGUCGACGCCGUGGUUCACUAUGUCGAUAACGACCAUGUCUUUUGUCUCCUGUACCGGGAGAUGUGGUUCCGCCACCUCUACGCUCGCCUCUCCCCUACUCUCAAGCAGAGGAUCGACAGUUGGGACAAUUACUGCAGCCUCUUCCAGGUGGUGUUGCAUGGAGUGGUGAAUAUGCAGUUGCCCAAUCAGUGGCUGUGGGAUAUGGUGGAUGAGUUUGUUUACCAGUUCCAGAGCUUUUGCCAGUAUAGAGCUAAGAUGAAGAACAAGACUGAACAGGAGAUUGCUCUUCUGAGGCAAUUCGAUCAGGCAUGGAAUGUGUAUGGAGUGCUCAACUUCUUGCAAGCAUUGGUGGAAAAGUCUGCUAUAAUCCAGAUUUUGGAGCAAGAAAAGCAAGGCAUUGAGCAGUUCACUGCCACUGAUGGUUAUGAUUACAGUGGAGGAAGUAAUGUUCUGAAGGUGUUGGGGUACUUCAGUAUGAUUGGUUUGUUGCGAGUUCACUGCCUUUUGGGAGAUUAUCAUACUGGCCUCAAGUGCUUGCAUCCCAUUGACAUAAGUCAACAGGGCGUUUACACCAGUGUUAUAGGAAGCCACAUUGCUACCAUAUACCAUUAUGGUUUCGCAAGCCUGAUGUUAAGGAGGUAUGUAGAUGGUAUCCGUGAGUUCAACAAAAUUCUCUUGUACAUUUACAAGACCAAGCAAUAUCAUCAGAAGUCUCCACAGUAUGAACAAAUACUGAAGAAGAAUGAGCAAAUGUAUGCCCUGCUUGCAAUUUGCCUCUCAUUUUGCCCUCAAAUGAAGCUUGUCGAUGAGGCUGUAAAUGCUCAAUUACGCGAGAAAUAUGGUGAAAAGAUGGGUAAAUUGCAAAGAUAUGAUGAUGAGGCUUAUGGUGACAAACUGAGCAGAAGGCAAAGAUAUGCUGAUGAGGCAUUUGGUAUCUAUGAUGAACUCUUUUCAUAUGCAUGUCCCAAAUUCAUUACCCCUUCAGCUCCGAGUUUUGACGAGCCUCUCGUAAAUUACAACCAGGAUGCUUAUAGGCUGCAGUUGAAGCUUUUCCUUUCUGAGGUGAGGCAGCAGGAGUUGUUAGUUGGCGCUCGAACCUUCCUUAAAGUAUACUCAACCAUAUCACUUGGGAAGCUUGCCAAUUAUUUGGACGUGGAUGAAUCCACGUUAAGGAUGACAUUGAUGACGUACAAGCACAAGACUCAUGCUGUUGAUUCUGAUGGAAAGAUUAUCUCCAAUGCCGAUGUCGACUUCUACAUUGAUGAUGAUAUGAUACGUGUUGUGAACUCCAAACCAGUGAAGCGAUAUGGCGAUUUCUUCUUGAGGCAAAUUGUAAAGCUUGAAGGAGUGAUCAACGACGUGGACCGGAUAAAGGUGGAGUCAGCCAAUUGACUGUUGCCUUUCUUUCAUCCGACCAGAUCAUGUAGUUCUACCAGACAUCGGCAGAGAUUUCGUUAUAUUCAUUCGCAUUUUGCGUAUGAAUCGUGUGUUGACGUCAGCUAGUGAAAAGCUGCAGCUCUAUAAGACGGGAAGAAGCACGCUGUCAAGACUUUGGAAUGGAUAGAUUAGAUCCUGUGUUUAGUUGCUGGCGGCAUGGUUUUCUUCCUCGUCUUGUUUGGAAUUGGUUUCAGUCAUAUUUGCUCGCAUUGGUCGAAAGACGCCGGAAUUUGGGUGAUGGAAGGUUUUGAUUUUUGAAUGAUAGUUUAUGUCAGCCUAACAAGAACAAUUCAUUUAUUAUGUAUACAAAAAAAAAAAAAUCAAACUACGAUGGAUUUCAAACAAUACAAGGAUAAUAACGAUCUUAG
This is a messenger RNA of Linum tenue, 3532 nucleotides long. Lineage: Eukaryota; Viridiplantae; Streptophyta; Magnoliopsida; Malpighiales; Linaceae. The record is from the annotation of a GenBank genome assembly.